GUGAUGGCGCAUGUAGGAGGGCCUUUCCUGUUUCUACUCCUCCUUUUGCUGGGCUCCUUAUCACGUGUUGGAGGUGCCCCAACACGUGAGGACCGACCUCCGAUAAACCGGAGCUCCUUCCCGCCGGGCUUCCUUUUCGGGACCGCGUCAUCAUCUUAUCAGUAUGAAGGAGCAGCUGACGAAGACGGCAAAGGCAUCAGCAUAUGGGAUACUUAUACGCGCGCACACCCAGACAAAAUAAAGGACCGAAGCAAUGGAGACAUAGCUGUGGAUUCUUAUCAUCGUUACAAGGAAGAUGUGAAGAUCAUGAAGGAAAUGGGAAUGGACGCAUACAGAUUCUCCAUAUCUUGGACGCGAAUAUUGCCUCAUGGAAGACUGAGUGGUGGAGUGAACGAGGAAGGCAUCAAGUAUUACAACAACCUCAUCAACGAGCUCUUAUCCAACGGUAUACGACCAUUCGUAACACUCUUUCACUGGGAUUUUCCGCAGUCCCUUGAGGACGAGUACGGAGGCUUCUUGAGUUCCAAAGUCGUGGCUGAUUUCCAAGAGUACGCAGACAUCUGUUUUAGAGAAUUUGGAGAUAGGGUGAAGCAAUGGAUCACCUUGAACGAGCCGUGGAUGUACAGUGUUGGUGGGUAUGCACGGGGAACGGAGGCUCCUGGGCGCUGCUCUUAUUGGGAAAUGGGUAAUUGCAGCGUUGGGAAUUCUGGGACAGAGCCAUACAUUGUGGGACACCAUCAGCUUCUUGCACAUGCAGCCACUGUAAGACACUACAGGGACAAGUAUCAGGAAUCUCAAAAGGGCAUUAUAGGAAUAGUCAAUAUGGCCCAUUGGUGUAUUCCCCUGUCGACAUCCGAGUCCGACUAUAAUGCAGCCCAACGAGCUAUGGACUUCGUGGUUGGAUGGUUUAUGGACCCUUUAACCAAUGGUGAAUAUCCGCCUAGCAUGAGGUCCUACGUUGACAAUCGGCUACCAAAAUUCACGAAAGAACAAUCUGAUAUGUUGAGAGGAUCGUUCGAUUUCAUAGGUCUAAAUUACUACACUUCCAGGUACACAGCUUAUGUUCCUCACUCCAAUGCCACCCGAGUAAGCUACACAAGCGAUUCACAUGUUAAUUUAACAGUCGAGCGAAAUGGGAUCCCAAUCGGAACUCAGGCUGCUUCACCAUGGCUGUAUGUGUACCCACCAGGAAUCCGAGAUAUGUUAGUCUAUGUAAAGAAAAGAUACAACAAACCCAUUAUCUACAUUACUGAGAAUGGAAUAGAUGAGCUCAACAACAGUUCCUUGUCACUGGAGGAAGCGCUGCAAGACGAAGCGAGGAUUGACUACUAUCAUCACCAUCUUUUAUUUCUUCAAAAUGCCAUCAGGGAUGGUGUGGAUGUGAGGGGCUUCUUUGCUUGGUCAUUGUUGGACAACUUCGAAUGGGCAGAAGGUUACACCGUUAGAUUUGGCCUUAUUUACGUGGAUUAUAAAGAUGGUCUGAAGAGAUACCCAAAGCAAUCUGCUCUUUGGUUUCAGCAGUUUCUCAGAGGGCGUGAGGGUACAGAGAAUUCCAUCUCCUCUGAAUGAUAAGUGGGACAUGCACGGUACUAAUACAGGUAGGCCAUGUGUAUGAUUUAACUUUAUGGAUCUAUUGCUUAAUGUACCUAUUUAGUGUUAUCGGCAUGUAUAUAUAUUUAUUCAUAUGAUUAUGUUGGAAUGUUUUUAUGUUUGAAUAUAUGGAUGUGAUUGUUUUGUAAAAAAGUUAUACAUUGAUACUUA
Magnolia sinica is the source of this 1761-nucleotide messenger RNA. Its product is annotated as beta-glucosidase 12-like. The transcript has 13 exons. The record is from RefSeq and is a predicted model, not a curated record. Bases 4 to 1569 code for a protein of 521 amino acids. Gene Ontology annotation, molecular function: beta-glucosidase activity. Lineage: Eukaryota; Viridiplantae; Streptophyta; Magnoliopsida; Magnoliales; Magnoliaceae. Gene Ontology annotation, biological process: carbohydrate metabolic process.